Molecule: messenger RNA, 579 nt
Organism: Drosophila bipectinata
Lineage: Eukaryota; Metazoa; Arthropoda; Insecta; Diptera; Drosophilidae
Source: RefSeq, a predicted model, not a curated record
CAGAGUUCAGUCUACGUUUUGGAAGCAACCUGAAAACAUCGGUCGACUAAAAAAAAAAUAAUAAACCAAAUUUAAAACCAAAAAAUAAUAUUUUUUUUAUAAAAAAGUAAGAAAUAAUUUUGGUGAGUAAAAAAAGUUCAAGAAACGAUGGCCAGUACAAUUAAGAAGGUAAUCCCCAUGCUGGACAGGAUCCUUAUCAAGCGGUUUGAGGUAAAGACUACCACUGCGGGUGGCAUCCUGCUGCCGGAGGAGUCUGUACCCAAAGAGAUGCAGGGCGUCGUUGUGGCUGUCGGACCCGGUGCCCGGAAUCCAGCUGGAGCUGGGCACUUAUCCGUUGCCGUGAAAGAAGGGGAUCGAGUGCUGCUUCCCAAAUACGGCGGCACAAAGGUAGACAUGGAUGACAAAAACGAAUACGUUCUUUUCCGGGAGAGCGACAUUUUGGCGAAACUGGAAUAAAACAUUGGCGAAACACUCUUUAUCUGGCGAAACACUUACCACAUCAAGACUUCAAACAAACAAGCAAGCACUACCACCACAUUAGGGGCACUCCAAGCUUCACAACGAAACAAAGAAUCAAAC